AUGCGGUUUCUUUGCCUUCACGGACGUGGAACAUCCAGCCAGAUCUUUGAGCUGCAGACAGGGGCCGAAGCUAUCGCUGACGAGUUCUUCGGUUGGUUCGACAAGCCCAUCAGCCAAGCCCAGUCGAAAGAACUCCUCCUUGGUCUGAUGGAAUUCAUUGCCAACAACGGGCCUUUCCAGGGGGUAAUGGGCUUCUCGGAAGGCGGUAUAGUCGCGGCAAUGCUGCUUGCUGAAGACGCUAGACAGGCAUUUGCGGGCUUUCAGUGCGGCAUCCUUUUAAGCGCCGCGCCACCAUUGGAUCCUGGCGGGAUUCAUCAAGAGCCGGCGACGCUCAGAUGUCUCAACCCUGCUGUUGACGGGGCCGUGAUUCGCGUCCCCACGGCUCAUAUCAUCGGUUCCAACGAGCCAUUCGCCCGCCUACUGGCCCUGUCGCCUCUGGCUGGCCUCUUGAUCAGCGGCGGCCUGAAGGAUCCGGAGGAGCUGCACCAGUGGCUGUUUCGGCUGUGCGACAACCAGCGAGAAUUGUUUGUCCAUCAAUUAGGACAUGAGGUACCUGGAGCGAGGUCGGCCGAGGGACUAUCAGGGGCUCUUCGGACCAUAGAGCGAACGAUCGAGCGAGCACAGCUGGGGUAA
Molecule: messenger RNA, 633 nt
Organism: Trichoderma virens Gv29-8
Lineage: Eukaryota; Fungi; Ascomycota; Sordariomycetes; Hypocreales; Hypocreaceae
Exons: 3
Coding region: 1-633 (210 amino acids)
Cellular component (GO): nucleus; cytoplasm
Source: RefSeq, a predicted model, not a curated record